AUGGCGGUCAAAAAGAGGGUUCUCAAAGAGUCCUUUUUUGCCUCACCUCUCUAUGAUUUCUUAUCACCUUUCAGGCCUGUCGCCAGUCAAUGGUAUGCAGAAUAUAUUAUUGUGUUGUUUUCUCUGGUUAUAAGAUGCGCGGUCGGCCUAGGCUCUUUCUCCGGUGAAAACACACCACCAAUGUAUGGUGACUUUGAAGCACAGAGGCAUUGGAUGGAGCUCACGGUAAAUUUGCCAAUUUCGAAAUGGUACUGGUAUGAUCUUCCGUACUGGGGAUUAGAUUAUCCCCCACUCACAGCAUAUCAUUCGUAUGUCUUGGGGUUACUAGGCUCCCUUCUGAAUCCCAAUUGGUUUCAAUUGGAUUCGUCACGGGGCUCGGAAUCUCAAGAUCUCAAAUCAUUCAUGAGGUUUACUGUCGUACUCAGUGAAGCAUUACUGUAUAUUCCGGCCGUGAUUUACUUUACCAAAUGGGUAGGCAAAAGAAGAGGACAAUCUCCAAUUGGCCAGUAUAUUGCAGCUGCUGCAAUUCUUUUUCAGCCGUCGCUGAUAUUGAUUGACCACGGCCAUUUUCAGUACAACUCUGUCAUGCUGGGACUAACGGUAUACGCGAUCAACAAUUUGCUAGAUGGUUUCUAUGCUCCGGCGGCCAUAUGUUUUGUUUUGUCUUUCACUUUCAAACAAAUGGCCCUCUAUUAUUCUCCAAUUUUUUUUGCAUACAUGCUCAGCAAGUCUCUUAUUUCACCUUCUUUCAAUCUGCCUCGACUGUUUGGAAUUGCUAUUGCCACUGUUCUUUCUUUCGGUGCCAUUUUUGCACCUCUAUAUUUAUUUGGUGGACUACACAAUGUGCUGCAGUCUGUCCACAGAAUAUUUCCUUUCGCUAGAGGCAUAUUUGAGGACAAAGUUGCUAACUUUUGGUGCGUUUCAAACGUGUUGGUCAAGUAUAAUGAAAAAUACACACAGAUUCAACUUCAAAAAUAUUCAUUGUAUGCUACAGUUGCAGGUCUUUUUCCAGCCUUUGCGCUCGUGUUUUUCUACCCAAAAAAGCACAUGCUGCCCUAUGGUUUGGCUGCCUGCUCGAUGUCUUUUUUUCUUUUCAGCUUUCAAGUUCAUGAAAAAUCGAUUCUAGUACCUCUGUUGCCUAUUUCCCUUCUUUACUGUUCUACGGAUUGGGAUGUCCUCUCCAUGGUCAGUUGGAUAAACAAUGUUGCCCUCUUCACGUUGUGGCCGCUAAUAAGAAAAGAUGGUUUAAUUCUACAAUAUGGUGUCUUGAUGUUGUUGAGUAAUUGGUUAAUUGGGAAUUUCAGCUUUGUUACGCCAAGAUUUCUUCCACACUUCUUGACACCGGGCCCAUCUGUCAGCAAAGUUGCUGAUAGUUAUAGAAGAAGGAGCCUAUUGCCAGGGAAUAUUUUAUGGAAAUUUAUCAUAAUUUCUUCAUAUUGCGCUAUGGCAGUGAUUCAUGUCUUAGAUUUGUUCGUGUUGCCACCUGAAAAGUACCCUGAUCUAUGGGUUCUUCUGAAUUGUGCUCUUGGCUUUGGUUGUUUUGGUCUAUUUUGGCUUUGGACAUACUAUCAGAUGUUUAGAAUGAGAAAUAAGACAUUAUACGAUCUGUAG
Lachancea fermentati is the source of this 1611-nucleotide messenger RNA. The record is from the annotation of a GenBank genome assembly. NCBI's taxonomy places the organism in Eukaryota, Fungi, Ascomycota, Saccharomycetes, Saccharomycetales, Saccharomycetaceae.